Molecule: messenger RNA, 2286 nt
Organism: Rodentolepis nana
Lineage: Eukaryota; Metazoa; Platyhelminthes; Cestoda; Cyclophyllidea; Hymenolepididae
Source: the annotation of a GenBank genome assembly
AAACCGCACUCUAGACAGUUUGGACAUUCCCUUCGCAAAUCCUUCCAGUUUGGACGUCAGCAGAGCCUUCCAUCUGGUCAAUCCACUCUUCCAAGCACUGGACAGCAGCAUCAACAGAUGGCAAAUACUCUGGGCGCCGUCCGAGGUCCAUUCGCUUCCUACCCACACUACCGAUUUUAUCGACCAGGCAUGCUACCCUCACAAGCCCUGAUGCAAAACCACGGAAUGCAAACCGUUUUCCAAUACCCAGUACCUGCACCCGGUGCUACAGGGCUUAAUCGACUUCCCCCCACUCCCAUUAUGCAAGCAAGAACAUUCCAUAGAGCCACGUCAGUUCCUAUCCAGACUCAGACUGGACCACAGAUUCAGCAGGGACAACCGGUCUAUUCAUCGGCGUAUGUCACUACAGCUGUUCAGUCUCUACCUCCACCAGGCAGAGAUUCCAUUCCACAGAUGGCUGUUGCACGAAGCACCAGUAUAGCAAGGCAGAAAUCAUCUCAACAACAGCAGCCCCCACUCAAUCAAACCAAUCAACAGCAACGCCAGACAACCCUAAUAUCCCCUGGGUCAUCCACCACCGCACAGAAUCCCCUCCAACAAAGACAACCAUCAGGGCCCCAAAAUCCACCACCACCACCACACCGACAACUUUCAACUGACGGCGGGGAGAUUGGCACGACUGCUGCUGUCGCAUCUCAAUCGGGCUCUGCUCCUGGUAACUCAGAUACAUCUAAUAACGUGAUAGACGGAACUUUGGGUCGAAAGCCAACUCAACAGCAGUCUUUGCCAUCUCAGUACCAACAUCCAAUGGAAGGUGGGCUAUUCAGACAGUUGUCGGUCCAGACCGGUGGUGGACAUCCGGAAGAACACAAAAUGAUUGCAAACUACUCUGCUCGAUUGCUUGCUUCUCGAAAACUUCCAGCACAGGGCGUAAACGAUGUUUUUGAAUCAACACAGUCGCAAAGGGAACUCGUAGCACAAUUAGAAGCUAAGAACAGGGAGAUUUUAUUGGAGAUUCAGCGUUUAAAAAUGGAGCAAGCUAAUCAGGCGGCCGGCCUAGCAGCUGCUAUGCGGGAGAGUAGUAACAAACUUCCACCUUCAAAUCUUAUGCAGCCACAGCUCGCCUCCUCCGAGGUGGAAGAUCCACAGUUAGUAGCUGAACUCAAUGCUCUGCGUCAGAGGAAAUCUGAGCUGGAAGCUCGAAUGAAUGAUUUGCAGGGCAAUCGUCGUGAUCUGACAAUUCAACUUGAAACUCUGAUGCGUCUCUUGAAGACAAGUCCCGGAAAAAUGGAUAAGCUAGAUGAGGAUCCAAUAGUUGCGUACUAUCAUCAGCAGAACUACUACUCUCGUCCACGGACGGCUAAUGCACUAUUACCACGACGAAGUUGUAGUCUUGUUCGACGAACGCCUGGAACAAGAUCCUCGCUCGAAGUUCUCACUAGUGAAACAGGUCAUCAAAGGUCCCUCGAUGCGGAGUCACUUUUGACCUCGGUGGAUUUGAAUGAAACUAGUGCCGGAAAUACAAUGUCUCUGCAAAGACGAAGCGGCAAUCGAAUAGUACUGUCGCCUGAACGCCAAUCUGGAGAUGUGUCACAUAAAAGCCGGCCUAGGAAUCUCUCUCAUUCGAUUGGUCCAACUAGUGGAACUCUGCUCAGAGGAGGUUCAUCUAGUAAGCAGACAACCUCCGUGUUGGAUAGGUGGCAGUAUCCAGGGUUAGCAAAUCGUGGGACGGACCUACUCUAUUCAUCAGACUCCAAUCGAAGUAACACGUUGGAUUCAAAGGAGCGAACACCUCCUAGCAACCCUCAACACUCGUCAAAAGUCACGCUGGAAUUGAGUGACAGUCAACGAAAUUCAAGUGAAAAACAGCGUCAACCUCUGUCAAUUUCUGUUCAGAGUCAUCAGCGCAGGACAGCAUUGAGUGGAGGCAACUUUCGUGGAACAGAUUCAGAUGUAGGCGAGUCAUCUCAACAAAGACCCUUCAACUGUGCUGCCGCUUUUGAAGCCUCUAGCAGUGCUACAAACACAGCUGGUUCCUCUUCUGAUGUCUAUUUGUACUCUGAUCCCGAGAUGAUAAGCACUGGAUGGCAGGAUAAUGGACGACGAAAUCAGUACAAGAGUAGAAUGAAUAAUACUAACAACGGCAAUUCAAUCAGUGAUAAUAAUACUGAACAAGCUUCAAGUGUGACAGUAGUGUCGGCUCCAGGAACUAGCAUUACUGCCAAUAGUAUUAGAGCACCUGAAUUGGAUUCGCACGUCGAAAAGAAAAAUAAACUUAACGCGUGA